AUGCAGGGUCUUGCGGAUGGUCCCGUCAAGACUCACAUGUUCCGACUUGAACUAGAUUCACUAGAACAAGCAAUUUCCAUUGCGGAGCAGGAAGACUUCAGUCUGAGACAGGCUCGCGCCAGCUCGACAUCAUAUCGUCAACCGAGACGAUACGACAACGGAGGUCCAGAGCCGAUGGAACUCUGUUAUGUAGAGAGCGAGAAGGCUCGCUCUACAGACUACAAGAAGUUGCAGAAAUGCAACAGAUGUCAGAAGACAGGACACUACGCUUAUGAGUGUAGUGCCCCUCGUCCAGUGUCUCGCAACACUGGGCGUAGUGACCGUCUACCCAUGAGAAAGGGGCAGGGACGAGGGUCCGCUGUUGGUGCAAAGACGCAACAACGGGAUGGACCGUCAAAGAACGGACAGGAUCAGUAG
Messenger RNA from Peronospora matthiolae, 417 nucleotides. NCBI's taxonomy places the organism in Eukaryota, Oomycota, Peronosporomycetes, Peronosporales, Peronosporaceae. The record is from the annotation of a GenBank genome assembly.